Molecule: messenger RNA, 1182 nt
Organism: Doryrhamphus excisus (bluestripe pipefish)
Lineage: Eukaryota; Metazoa; Chordata; Actinopteri; Syngnathiformes; Syngnathidae
Gene: map1lc3a
Product: microtubule-associated protein 1 light chain 3 alpha
Source: RefSeq, a predicted model, not a curated record
CACACGUGGCUAAACUGGCUUUGUUGUUUGUCGCGAGCUGCUACCUCCAGUCCACCGUCGCCACAAGUCUCUGCUGUUCGCUUUUCCGUCUUUAAAGUUGGUCCUCGGACACACCCGAGCUGCUUUUGUGUCUUUUAAACGUCCAGCAAGAUGCCAUCCGACAGAGCCUUCAAGCAAAGGAGGACUUUUGCUGAGCGCUGCAAAGAAGUCGAGCAGAUCCGAGAACAGCAUCCCAACAAGAUCCCAGUGAUCAUUGAACGCUACAAGGGUGAGAAGCAACUUCCUGUUUUGGAUAAGACCAAGUUCCUGGUGCCGGACCACGUCAACAUGAGUGAGCUGGUAAAGAUCAUCAGGCGUCGUCUGCAGCUGAACCCCACCCAGGCCUUCUUCCUGCUGGUCAAUCAGCACAGUAUGGUUUCCGUAGCAACACCCAUCUCCGAGAUCUAUGAGCAGGAGCGAGAUGACGACGGUUUCCUUUAUAUGGUGUACGCCUCGCAGGAGACCUUUGGAUGCUAGGAAGAGCCGAGGGUCUUGGUCUUUUUUCAGUCGGUAACACUAUCCCACCAAAAGUCCCCAACCCCCUGCGCAACUUUUAUUCUUUUAACACUUAUUUAAUUAUAUUUUAUUUUGAAAGGCUAGCUUGUCUUCUAUCAACUGUUAGCCCGUGUUAGUGCUCAUGCUAAAAGGCACACGUGCAAUAUUUACAAUAUUGGACCUUCCUUUCUUCCAGCACCUUCCUGCUUGCUAGCAAACACGCAACACAUUAUUAGCAUUAGCACACCGUAGGGAAGCACAACAUUGAAAACUGAUAUGGUUUUUACUUCUCCAAGGGUAAACAAACUGUCCCUGCCACCAGGGCUGUCAAUCAAAUUGCUUUAGGGAUGCUCAAUUAACAUGCGCCACGUGUCGUCGUUCACAAAGCUAAACACGGCGACACGUUGGCACCUAUGCUGUUGGCGAUAAACUUCUUUUGCACAUCGCUUUUUUUUUUAGAAACAGCUUUCAUGACAGCGCAUGGUUCUUUUUUUAAAAGACAAACUGUACGCUUAUAGUUGUUCUUUUCAAAUCUCCAAACCAAAAAGUGGUAAAAAGUGUGUAUGAGAGUGUGAGUGUCAUGUCAUGAAGUUGUAUUUAAGUCUGUAAAUAGAUGUUAUGACGUCACAAAAAUUGCCAAAAAUUAAA